Molecule: messenger RNA, 1052 nt
Organism: Nicrophorus vespilloides
Lineage: Eukaryota; Metazoa; Arthropoda; Insecta; Coleoptera; Silphidae
Product: sodium-coupled monocarboxylate transporter 2-like
Exons: 5
Coding region: 2-1018 (338 amino acids)
Biological process (GO): sodium ion transport; transmembrane transport
Cellular component (GO): membrane
Molecular function (GO): symporter activity
Source: RefSeq, a predicted model, not a curated record
CAUGGAUUUGACUGUAAAGGAUACAGUUUGGUCGUUACUAAUAGCAUCUACUUUCUAUUGGGUAAAUUUCAUAGCUGUUGGGCAAAGCAGCGUUCAAAAGUGUUUAGCUUUACCGACUUUCAAAGAAAUUAAAAAAGCCUUUUUCAUUUUCGCAAUUGGAUGGGGCUUACUUCUAUUAGGAAGUGUUUACAUCGGUCUACUGAUUUACGCUAAAUACAACAAAUGCGAUCCAAUACUUACUAAGAAGAUUCAAGUUGCAGAUCAGAUAUUGCCUUACUACAUUUUAAAUGUAAUCAACAAAGUGCCUGGUUUGGGUGGACUCUUCAUAGCAAGCAUCUUCAGUGGUGGUAUUAGUACUUUAUCUGCAGCACUGAAUGCACUCUCCUGCACAAUCUACAACGAUUUCAUUGCUGUAUUCAUGCCACUCGACUAUCCACAAGAGAAAGUUGGGAAAAUUUUGAAAUUAACUGUAGUACUCGUUGGUAUAAUCUGCACUGUUCUCGUCUUUAUAAUCGAACAACUUGGAAGUAUCUUACCUUUAGCGAUUUCUUUACCAAGUAUAUCAGCUGGUCCUUUGGUAGGAUUAUUCCUCAUGGGAAUGCUUGUACCAUCGAUAAACUCAAAGGGCGCUUUAUACGGCAGCAUUUUAUCCGUCAUCUUGUUGAUCGUAAUGAUAUUAGGAUCAUUCUAUUACAAGAUGCAAAAGUUGAUAACAUUCGAAACAAAGCCAACGUCCACGCAGAGUUGUUCAACACCUUACAACGUCACAACGACGCUUCGCACUAAGGAUACAGAUUGGAAACCGUUUUAUCUAUUCAGGAUAUCGUUUUAUUACUAUUCCUUGAUCGGCAUUUGCGUCGUGUUUAUCGUAGGAUGGAUUGUCAGCUACUUUUCUAAAGCAGACGAGAAACAGGUCGAAAAAAAGCUAAUUUGUCCGUUGAUGCAUUGGGCGAUGUCGGAUGAUCUUCUUCCACCCACCUAUAGUGUUGUCAAAGAAAGUGUGGAAUUAACGGAAUAAAUCAUAGAUGAACAAUAAAUAAUAUUAGGUUUUC